UUGUGUAUUAUAGGACAAUUUUGAGAAAGAUGACUGAAAAUAACUUUAUUCCUCCAAAAUCACCAAAGGAUCUUUGUUUUAAUGAAUUAGAUUUUACACAGAAAUUAUUUGACGCUGACAAAUUUCUGCAAGAACACAGAAAAAAUGUUAGUCUGGAAAAAAUGAGAGACGAUCUUGGUAUUUAUUUAAAAAUACUUAGAUCGGCUAUGAUAGAACUUAUAAAUAAAGAUUAUGCCGAUUUUGUUACUCUUUCUAGUAAUUUAAUUGGAUUAGAUAAAGCUAUUAACAACUUAGAAACUCCUUUAGGUCAACUAAAGGAAGAAAUCAUGCAAAUUAGACAAUGCUUAGACGAUACAAUAUUAGAAAUGACAAAUAACUUGGAUAAACAUAAAGAAAUCAGAGAGAGAAAGCAAUGUGUAAAUAGUUUAAUUAAAUAUCAUAAAUCAAUAUCAAAACUGUCCAAUAUUCUUACAUUAUGCGAUACACCCGAGAAUGUUAUAAAACCAGAUGUUUUGGAACGUGCUGCAACAGAAUUCAAUCAAUUGAAAUUUCAUACAAACCGAUGUCAAUCUGAGCUUACAACUGAACAAAUUAAUGAAAUUAAUGGAUUAGAUAAACGUCUUAAAACUCACUUGGACACGCUGCUUGUCACCUAUGUCACUCAAAAGCAAUCAGCAUCAUUAAUUCGUUGUUUGAGAAUUUAUGUAAGUCUUGAUAAAAUAACGGAUGCCGAAGAGAUAAUAAGGAAAAAAAUUAUCGUACCUGCUGUUGAAAAUAUCAUUAGUGAAUAUAGUUUUCAAAAUGAUCCUCUAGGAUUGAAUGGAACUUAUAAAAAAUUAGAACAAAUAUUGGAUAGUACAUUAAGUGAGCUUCUAGAAAUAACACAAAAAACAAAUAGAAUAUCAGUAAAUGGCUUUAACUUCUUAGUAAAUAGUUAUUGGCCCGAAGUUGAACAGAGAAUAGAAGAUUAUUUACCAAUUAUAUUUGCACCAGGAAAUCCAGAAUUAUUUCACAAACAAUAUAUGGAAUCUUUGCACUUUCUUCUAACCCUAGAGAAAAAAUGUGAUACAAUAGAGUCCAUAAAUCAACUAAAAAAUCAUCCUCAAUAUGAGCGAUUUUUAAAAAAAUGGAAUUUACCAGUAUACUUCCAAAUACGAUUUCAAGAAAUAGCAGGAACCGUUGAAAGUAUUCUUUCUGCAAAUAUUACGUCAGCCUCCAUUCGAAACAAUACUAAUUCAAUCAGUGCCGACAGUUUUACUUUACAUGGAACGUGUAUCCUCUGGGACUGUAUCCAAAGGAUUUGGGCAAAAGAGGUUUAUCUCCCUCAACUUCUUCAUAGAUUUUGGAAACUGUGCCUUCAAUUAUGUUCUAGAUAUCAAAAAUGGUGUCGAUCUUCGUUAAAACAGGCCUGGCCUGUUGUAAAAGUAAAUGAGACCAGUCAUAAUUCAGGACCAGAAAAUUCAGAAAGACUUGAAUUUCUGGUUGGAUUAUAUACAGAUACAGAGAAAAUAUCUGCAAAAAUAUCUCACUAUACAGAGUUUGUUGAUAAAGUCGAAAACUUAAGUCCUAGUAUAAUUAAUUUAUUACAUGAUUGCAUGAAAGAAACAAUAAAAGAUUUCGAAGACUGUUUACCCCUCAUUACGCAGGAAAUAGUUAACGAACUUCUUCGAUAUAGUAUGACACAUUUACGACAAAUUAGUGACAUUCCAAGACUUUUUAGACGAACAAAUAGAGAAGUUCCAACGAAGCCCUGCGCCUACGUUAAAAGAGCUUUGGAUUUCCUGAUCACCUUUCGUGAGAAUUAUAAAAAUAUCAUAAAACAAACUAUUCAUCACUGGCUCGUAUUGACAUUAACAACCUUGACUCAGCAAUACAUGUCAUUAGUCAUAGAUGUAUUAACAUCGGUACAAAAAACGGAAGAAAGCUUAAGGAGAUUAAAGAAAAUUAGAGACAAAACAGCUGGAGUUUUGACUUCUGAAAAUCAAGGAAUAAGUGACGAUGAAAAAAUUCACAUUCAAUUAUUUAUCGAUGUUACGAGUUACAUACAAAUGAUUAAAGAAUUAGACGUAGAAGAAGAUAAUAUAGAAAACUUGAAAAAAUUGUUAGAAGUCGUAGAAAGUGCUACAAAAAAUAAAGUUGACCUGAAAUAA
Messenger RNA from Ceratosolen solmsi marchali, 2150 nucleotides. It is a transcript of the gene Cog2, whose product is annotated as conserved oligomeric Golgi complex subunit 2. The record is from RefSeq and is a predicted model, not a curated record. The coding region runs from base 30 to 2150 and encodes 706 amino acids. The transcript is spliced from 11 exons. Gene Ontology annotation, cellular component: COG complex; membrane. Lineage: Eukaryota; Metazoa; Arthropoda; Insecta; Hymenoptera; Agaonidae. Gene Ontology annotation, biological process: intra-Golgi vesicle-mediated transport; protein transport; Golgi organization.